Molecule: messenger RNA, 958 nt
Organism: Phytomonas sp. Hart1
Lineage: Eukaryota; Euglenozoa; Kinetoplastea; Trypanosomatida; Trypanosomatidae
Source: the annotation of a GenBank genome assembly
UUACGUUAUCAAAACCGCAAAUAUCCACUUGUAAUACACUUACACCAUAAUUCUUUAAAAUUUAACAAUAUGACCACGCUGAAGGAGUUUAACGGCCGUCUUUCUGACAAGCCAUACGUCUCCGGGUUCUUACCCAGCAAAGAGGAUGCCAAAGUUUUCGAAGAGAUGUUCGGAUCUAACGUAAAUGUGGCCCGGUGGGCAGCCCGGAUGGCAUCUUACUAUCAAAGUGAACGUGAUGCGUUGCUCAAAGGUGGGGAAUCUGAGAGCCCGAAGGAUAUGAAGAAGGAAACAAAGGCUGACGACGACGAUAUUGACUUUUUUGGUGAAGAAACUGAAGAGGAUAAGGCAGCACUGGCGGCAAAGAAAGCUAAGGAUGCGGAGAAGAAGAAGGCCAAGCCCGCUGUGAUUGCAAAGUCCUCAAUUUUGUACGACAUCAAAGGUUGGGAUGACACAGUCGACCUCGAAGCGCUUGCACAGAAGCUAAAUGCCAUUCAACGGGAUGGCCUUGUCUGGGGUGAUCACAAGCUUGUGCCUGUUGCUUUUGGUGUUAAGAAAUUGCAGCAGCUCAUUGUGAUUGAGGACGACAAGGUAUCUAGUGAUGACCUGGAGGAGAUGAUCACGUCCUUUGAGAAUGAGGUCCAGUCGAUUGAUAUUGUUGCUUGGAAUAAAAUCUAAACUUUUGAGACUUUUUAAGUGGUGAUGUUUUAAUGAACUUUUUAUUAAAGGUUCUUCUUCUUUGCCAUCCUUGGUUAAAGUUUAUCCCGCAUUUUCCUUUUAUCAUUUUUUCCCCUUAGCAUCAUGAUGAAGAACAAUGAAGAUGAAAUCGGAAAAAAAUGGGAAAAUGCCUUUUGGUAGAGGAGAAUGAAACGAAUAAGGUAUUUCAAAUAAUAAAGGAAAAUGAUAUUAAAUGGACAAACCUAGAUAGGAAGUGGAAAAAUUGGAUCUGUUGAGUUCGUAA